Contarinia nasturtii (swede midge) is the source of this 487-nucleotide messenger RNA. Its product is annotated as histone H4. Gene Ontology annotation, biological process: nucleosome assembly. The coding region runs from base 76 to 387 and encodes 103 amino acids. Lineage: Eukaryota; Metazoa; Arthropoda; Insecta; Diptera; Cecidomyiidae. Gene Ontology annotation, cellular component: nucleosome. Gene Ontology annotation, molecular function: DNA binding; structural constituent of chromatin; protein heterodimerization activity. The record is from RefSeq and is a predicted model, not a curated record. The transcript has a single exon.
AGAGUGCACCAUCGGUGCCAUUAAUCAGUAUUGUUUCUAUUGUCACUGUGAGCUGAAGUAACACUACGAGCAAAAAUGACUGGACGCGGAAAGGGGGGAAAAGGUUUAGGAAAAGGUGGAGCAAAACGUCAUCGUAAAGUAUUGCGCGAUAACAUUCAAGGCAUUACAAAGCCAGCCAUCCGUCGUCUGGCCCGUCGUGGUGGUGUAAAACGUAUCUCUGGAUUGAUUUAUGAGGAGACGCGUGGUGUAUUAAAAGUUUUUCUGGAAAAUGUCAUCCGUGAUGCCGUCACCUACACCGAACACGCCAAACGUAAGACAGUCACCGCCAUGGAUGUUGUGUAUGCAUUGAAACGUCAAGGCCGAACUUUGUACGGUUUCGGAGGUUAAACGCUUUUAAUCAUCACAACACACGAUGAAAAAAACCUAAACUUCAAUUGGACAACAAAAGAACAACACAAAAAAAACGGUCCUUUUUAGGACCAAUAAA